Molecule: messenger RNA, 1738 nt
Organism: Amorphotheca resinae ATCC 22711
Lineage: Eukaryota; Fungi; Ascomycota; Leotiomycetes; Helotiales; Amorphothecaceae
Exons: 8
Coding region: 1-1623 (540 amino acids)
Molecular function (GO): ligase activity
Source: RefSeq, a predicted model, not a curated record
AUGUCUUUUCCUGAGCAUACCUCUGCCAUCAACCUGAACUUGCCGCAUGCCGCAGAUUUGCGCAAUCAGUGGGAUAAAAUCCUCGCCGAUCAUGGCAAAGCUCUAGCCACAGCAAGCUCUCAGGGCUCUGAAACGGCGCAGAAAAGCCAUGUUGGGCGAGGGCAGUUACUUGCAAGAGAUAGAGUCGCUCUGCUCCUUGACGAAGACUCGCCGUUCCUUGAGCUCGCGCCAUUUGCCGGUCACCAACUUGAAGAUUCCACAGCGUCAGCAAGCGUAGUAGCUGGUAUUGGGAUGGUAUGUGGUGUCUGCUGCAUGAUAUUUGCACACAUUCCAUCCAUCAGUGGAGGGGCAUGGAAUGAAUACACAGUACGAAAACAAAAUAGAAUCACCGAAAUUGCUACAGAAAACGGGCUUCCAAUUAUCGCUCUUGUCCAAUCGGCAGGCGUCUUCCUUCCAUAUCAAUUCCGCGUAUUUCACCCCGGGGGCCAGAUAUUUAGGGAUUUGGCAGUCCGUUCCAGCCUAGGAUUAUCCUCAUGUGCCGUCGUAUUUGGAUCAUCCACCGCUGGAGGUGCCUAUCAUCCGGCACUCUCAGAUUAUACGAUUUUCGUGAAAGACCAAGCGCAAGUUUUCCUGGGUGGACCUCCGUUGGUGAAGAUGGCAACUGGUGAAAUAUGUGAAGCAGAGGAGCUAGGAGGGGCUGCGAUGCAUGCGAAGACGACUGGACUUGCAGAUCAAUUGGCCUCGGAUGAAUUCGAUGCCAUCAAUAAAGCUCGAACCUGGGUGUUAACUACGGCUGCUGCAAGGUCCCCUUUGUAUGGGCAACGUGCUAUGCCGCGCCAAGUAACCCCACCAAAGUACCCUGCAGAGGACCUGUUGUCAUUUGUGAAUCCCGAUAUUCGACAACCAUUGAACAUGAUGGAAGUGGUGUUAAGGAUAGUGGAUGGUGGGCGAGUUGAGAUUUUCAAACCUGCAUAUGGAACGAAUAUGCUGACAGCGUGGGCGUAUAUUCAUGGAAGUAUAUGUGGGAUUAUCGCAAAUCAACAAUCGGUGAUCAAUCCCCACGAAGCAAACAAGACCACGCAGUUCAUUCGAUUAUGCAACCAAGGGAAUAUCCCAAUCGUCUUCCUUCACAACGUUUCCGGAUUUAUGGUUGGCCUCCAAACUGAACAAGCCGGCCUCAUCAAGCUAGGGGCACAGCUAAUCAGUGCUCUUUCCACCAGCACUGUUCCGCAUAUCAGUAUCAUCUGCGGUGCGUCGUACGGUGCUGGGAAUUAUGCUAUGUGCGGCCGAGCGUAUAAGCCGCGAUUUCUCUUCACCUGGAUCACAGGUCGUUGUUCCGUUAUGGGACCAGACCAGCUCUCUGGAGUGAUGCAGGAAAUUACGCGCGCUUCAGCCAAGAAGUCUGGUGCCACGCUGGACGAGGCAAAGCUCCAGGCACGUGUUCAAAAGUUCCGCGAGAGUGUUCAGCGAGAUUCAGGGGCCUAUUGGACGUCGGCGCAUCUGCUCGACGAUGGCAUUAUUGAUCCCCGAGAUACCCGUGAUGUCCUAGGCUUCUGUCUGGAGGUUGUCCAGAUGAAGGAUGUGAAAGGAAACCCUGCCUCAAAAACAUUAGCACGAAUGUAAGGAAAGCUGAGAUACUGAACAUGUGUAGAUAGUGUAUAAGAUGGUGAUAUUGAGGUUGGACUGAAGACUAUGAGUUAGCACUAUAGAUAGUACUAUACUACUAAAUAACGCCGCG